AAAUGCUACAACGCCAGGACAAGAAGAAGAAGAACACUUGUUCGAUGUAUCCGGAAGUUGCUUGCUUUCGGAGCUCUGGAAGACAAAUGCAAUUUAGUGUUUUACUUCUUUCACUAGAGGUUUCCAAUAGUGAAAAUGGUGCGGAGUGGCAAAGGCUCCCCGCUUCCUCCAGCGUCCUUACAGCUGUUGGUCCCACCUGUCAGGCUGAUGUCUGCCUUCGUGUGGAAAGCGGUGCAGCAGGACAGUGCUAUGCAGUAUGAGAAGCUGCUGGACUUCAUCGACCUGCUGACAGAGGUAGUCCCGGAGCUUCUCAGUCCCAGUCAGAAGGGUCAGCUCGUCCUGGGCAUCAGAGCAAGGUUUGUUCUGGAGCUUUGUCGGGGCAACGGUGUUGCCAACCUCAAGACCAUCCAAGGACACCUGGAUAAAAUACACACCUGCUGCCUGGAACUGAGCAACAGUGAACAAAUGGAGAGCUCUGAUAUUCUGAAGACCUCCUACAGCAGCUUUGCAAGCCUGGUGCAGAACAUUUUGAAUGUUCCCUUGGAAAAGGAAGUUUUCUUCCAAGAUGUUUUUCCUGAGCACUAUGGAGCUGCCUUCAACCAGCGGAUCCAACAACUUGUAUCUUUACUUCUCACAAGGCUAGAGCAGCUGCUGCCCAUACCGGACCUGCAGCAGACUGCAAACUGGCUCAAUGAUUCAUCUGCAGCAGAAGACCUUGUGCAUCAUCUGUCUGAACUGUUCCCUCUGAAAACUCUGCUGCUUCAUCACAGAGAGCUGGGGACUCUCAGCUCAGCUUCUUCGAGCACAGAAGAGGAUGUCAUUUUAUCCACCUUGGCCCUUUCUACUCAAACUGAUCAAUUUAGUGAGGAGGAUGAUGAUGAUGAGGACGAUGAUGAUAAAUUUGAGAGCGAUGAAGAGCCACUGGAGCUGGAUGAUAUGGAGGAAGACUCAAAUCAGAGUUUAGAUGAUGCAUCGGAAGACUGGGUUCCAGAAACUAAAUCAGGUUCUCUCUCUCGUUUAUUCAUCUGUACCAAGAGUCCAGAAACACAGCAUUUACAGAGGCCAGUUCGAAAGACCAACCAGCGCACGCAGCACUGGACUGUUCCUCUUGACUCCACCAAAGCAGAGAAAAAGGUAAACAAAAAUCUUAAAAUUAAGGAAAUGAAGAUUAAAAACAAGAAACCAGAAGAAAACUUAAAUCAACAGAAAGGCAAGCAGAAAGACAGUGUUGACAAAAAGGGGGAACAUGACCAGAAGAAAGAUGGGUUUAAAAACAAAAGUCGACGGAAAAGGAAAGAGCCGACUGGCAAUGAUAGAAGGUUUCUUAGUACGCGACCUGUAAACAAAAGCUUCACAGAAGAGGAAACUAAAUGCAAAAUAUGUGAGAAGACAUUUGAGCAUCCUAAUCAGCUGAAGACACAUGUGAAACUCCACUCCUUCCGUUAUAGCUGCAUUGAGUGUGAGAAAGGAUUUACAAGCCAGUCAGGAUAUUAUCACCAUCAGAGACUUCACAAGAAAGGGCGAGUGUUCACGUGUAAGGAGUGCAACAAGGGCUUCUUGUGCAGUUAUUCUCUCAAGCAGCACGAACGCCUGCACAAUGGUCCCACCAACUUUUGUGAAAUUUGUGAAAAAAACUUCAGCAAAAAUGGCUUUGUAAGACAUAUGCAGAUGCACAAAGGAGAAAGGAAUUAUCUGUGCACCAUCUGUGGAAAGGCUUUUCUGUCCUCCGGGGAACUGCGACUGCACAAUCGCUCUCACACAGGAGAGAUGCCAUACACCUGCAACCACUGCGGGAAGGGUUUCUCCUGCAAGGGUCACCUGGUCGUCCACACACGCUCUCACACGGGGGAGCGUCCAUACCUGUGCUCCGAGUGCCCUAAACGUUUCCUUACCCUGAACUGCCUGAAGAGGCACGCUCUCAGCCACAAUGGGGUGAAGCCCUUCAAGUGUCCAAGUUGUGACCGGGAAUUCUCUCAGCAGGGGAAUAUGAAAAGACACAUGACCAUUCAUAAACCUGACUGUUAGCAGUUUGACUUAAACCUCCAUAUUUUUCUUCCAUGUUAUGUUGAGUAUGUUAGUAAUGAUUAUCUCUAUGCCUUCUUUAUUGUAAAUACUAUUAAAGUACAUUCACU
Molecule: messenger RNA, 2132 nt
Organism: Cyprinodon tularosa
Lineage: Eukaryota; Metazoa; Chordata; Actinopteri; Cyprinodontiformes; Cyprinodontidae
Product: zinc finger protein 566-like
Exons: 8
Coding region: 136-2025 (629 amino acids)
Biological process (GO): regulation of transcription by RNA polymerase II
Cellular component (GO): nucleus
Molecular function (GO): DNA-binding transcription activator activity, RNA polymerase II-specific; RNA polymerase II cis-regulatory region sequence-specific DNA binding
Source: RefSeq, a predicted model, not a curated record